GCGCUGACAGCCUGCUGCCGCUGCUGCUGCUGGACGGGAACCAUGGAGGAGAAACACAAAGAUGAGAGCGCCAAAGACCCGCAAUCAGCGUCCUACCAGAGAAGGAUGUGGAGGAAUUUCCAAGAGAAGACCAAACCAUUUUUGAGCCCCAAACUGGGGUCCGAACGACGCAGCGGGGAUGGUAAAAAAGAAAGCGGGUUGUGGAUGUUCAAAAGAAAGAAGAAACAGGUCCUGGACCGGGUCUUCUCGUCCUCGCAGCCCAAUCUGUGCUGCUCAACUCCGCCGUCUUUCGUAGGCGACAGAACCCUGUGCGAGCAGCCGGACUCCAGCGCCGGUAAAGGGCUCGGGAUCUCACCGCUGGCCGCUGCUGAUGGAGCUUCAGUCAGUAAACCGGAGAUUUCCGUAUCCGCGCACGGAAGCCCGAAGCUCCUGGUGUCUCAUCUGGUGAUGUCUCAGCAGAAGAGCUCGUCCUUGGGCUCGACGUGCUUCGAGAAG
This is a messenger RNA of Sinocyclocheilus anshuiensis, 495 nucleotides long. Its product is annotated as multiple C2 and transmembrane domain-containing protein 1. The record is from RefSeq and is a predicted model, not a curated record. NCBI's taxonomy places the organism in Eukaryota, Metazoa, Chordata, Actinopteri, Cypriniformes, Cyprinidae. The transcript has a single exon. The annotation marks the transcript as partial.